Messenger RNA from Caenorhabditis remanei, 648 nucleotides. RefSeq lists its product as uncharacterized. NCBI's taxonomy places the organism in Eukaryota, Metazoa, Nematoda, Chromadorea, Rhabditida, Rhabditidae. Bases 1 to 648 code for a protein of 215 amino acids. The record is from RefSeq and is a predicted model, not a curated record. The transcript has a single exon.
AUGACAGAUAAUUACACCGACAACGAAUUGCGUUUCAAAAAUGCACGUGGGAAGGAUUUCAAAAUAAUUUUGCCAUCGAAUGUGAAUCCGGAGAAAGCUAUGAGCAAACUGCUCUAUUCUUAUUUGGAAGCUAGCUCGAAGAUUUAUGUAAACCGUCUCAGCCUCUAUGGAAUGAGUUGGUUAUCACUGCCGGCAGAUUUAAUUUUUCGAAUCAAUGAGUUGAGAUGUAGUCUCAGCUAUAUCGAUGAAUUCCUGGCUAACAUAGAUCAAAGUAGUUUUCCUUUGAAAAAACUCCGUGCUGCAAUCGAUACACCCAAUCAUUUGAAUCAUUCAGUUUUGACAUCUGCAAAGGAACUCAUCGUUGUAGACGGAUUUGACGGAGCCCCACAAUUAAUCAAUGAAAACAACACGAACAAAAGUGUGACAUUUGAAAUGUCUAGUUUUUGUACCCCAGAUCUUGUAAGUUUGGUAAACAACUGGAAGGACAAUGGAAAAGAAAUAGGGACUACGUUCAAGUUUUUUAACUACGAUUCUGUAAUUCUAGACGAUAAGAAUUAUAUUGUCGUGGAAGUGGUUCCAAUAACUUUGAAAAGAGAAACUGAUGCUACUGAAGAGCCAUGUUGCAGUAAGAAGCCAAGACAAUCAUGA